UUUGCUUCCCGACCUCAGGAGCAGCUCGAAGCUUGGCAUAUGCUGCCGUUCCUUACUCAUCACCGAGUAUAACCGUUGCAGGAUGGCUAUGACUGACGUGCUCAGCGCUGAGGAUAUCAAGAAGGCUGUGGGAGCCUUUUCAGCGGCUGAAUCUUUUAACUACAAGAAGUUUUUCGAGAUGGUAGGACUGAAAAAGAAGAGCCCUGAAGACGUGAAGAAGGUUUUCCAUAUUCUUGACAAAGAUCGAAGUGGCUUCAUCGAAGAGGAAGAAUUAAAGUUUGUGCUGAAGGGCUUUACCCCCGAUGGAAGAGACCUAUCGGACAAAGAAACGAAGGCUCUUCUGGCUGCUGGAGAUAAGGACGGUGAUGGUAAAAUUGGCGCUGAUGAAUUUGCAACUAUGGUGGCUGAAUCAUAAAGGCUUUGACCAAUGCAACCCCUUCACCCAUCCUUCACUGUUCAAUUCCAACCACCUCCUGCUGACUGCUUUGGCUCCUGUUCUAUUUAUUUAUGUUAUUUUAUACUCCAGCUCUGUUCUCUGCAAUCCUGCAACUCUGUAAUUGUGCUGAAAGACACUGUUAAAAUAAUAAAGGUCACAUCAAUCUGGGCUUUAUUC
Molecule: messenger RNA, 613 nt
Organism: Phalacrocorax carbo (great cormorant)
Lineage: Eukaryota; Metazoa; Chordata; Aves; Suliformes; Phalacrocoracidae
Source: RefSeq, a predicted model, not a curated record